Molecule: messenger RNA, 3168 nt
Organism: Micropterus salmoides (largemouth bass)
Lineage: Eukaryota; Metazoa; Chordata; Actinopteri; Centrarchiformes; Centrarchidae
Product: 5'(3')-deoxyribonucleotidase, mitochondrial-like
Exons: 5
Coding region: 541-1233 (230 amino acids)
Biological process (GO): pyrimidine deoxyribonucleotide catabolic process
Molecular function (GO): 5'-nucleotidase activity
Source: RefSeq, a predicted model, not a curated record
CUUGUCGUACAGUUUGUUCUAGCUGCUGAGCUUUUCUUCCCUUGGUGCUGCGGUACCAGUUAUGUUAGGCGACUACUCGUUUCAGUUCAGGUUGCUCCAGCAGCCACUGUUCAGAUGCUGUGGGUUUGAGAAAGGCUGUGGGGUAGCUGCCGGGAAGUUAAAACACACUGACAAACGAUGCAAACAGCUCCCAGUAACACUGUAGCCAAAGGCAUGUUACAUUUGACCUGACUGCUGCUGUUCGAGUAGCCUGUCGGCUAACGUUAGCGACCGUUAGCUCAACCGCAGCUGGCUAGCAGAAAGACGCUCAGAAUGAUAAAGUAAAGCCAGCAGUGAAACAAAAUUUCACGAAAGGACAAAUAACAACACGACCAAUGCUAGGUGCUAAUAACAACACGGUUUAACUACCACAUAAUUUGGAAAACUUUUCGACUCCCAUGCGGACUUUUCCACUGUUUGCACUCGUCGGUUGGAGAGGGUUAACGGUAACUGUUGGUGACAGCUGUCGGUACUGCUGCAGCCAUCUGUCAAUAGUCAACUAUGUUUUUACUGUCCAGGACAACACGCCUACUCGGAAGAGGGAAAACAUUGCUACGUGAUCCGUUUAAGAGGAUUUGCGUAAACAUGUCGUCCUCCUCUGCCCCGGGUAAGAGACUAAGGGUUCUGGUUGACAUGGACGGGGUGCUGGCGGACUUCGAGGGGGGGUUCCUCAAGAAGUACCGGGCCAGGUAUCCGGACGAGCCCUACAUCACCCUGGAUGACCGAAGAGGGUUUUGGGUGUCAACGCAGUACGGGCAGCUGAGGAGUGACCUGUGUGAAAAAGCCAUCAGUAUCUGGGAGUCCAAGGACUUUUUCGUAGAACUGGAUCCGCUGCCAGGAGGAGUGGAGGCGGUCAAGGAGAUGGCCAAGCUAGAUAACACAGAUGUCUUUAUUUGUACCAGCCCUAUAAAGCAUUACAAACACUGCCCAUAUGAGAAGUAUGCAUGGGUAGAGAAUCAUUUGGGUCAUGACUUUCUGGAGCAGGUCAUCCUGACCAGAGACAAGACAGUAAUCACCGGAGACAUACUCAUCGAUGACAAGCCUGACAUUCUAGGUGUGGAGCCCAAACCAACGUGGGAGCACAUCCUGUUCACUGCCUGCCACAACAAACAUCUCCCCAUCAGCCCCUCCCAGAGGCGACUCCUUUCUUGGUCGGACGACUGGAAGGCCAUUCUGGAUAGCAAACGGCAGUGAGGGACUCCUUCGCCUACGAGUCCGACAUCACCACCACACAGAGGGAUCGCUGUGGUGCCGUGGCAAUGCCAGAAAUCACUACUGAAAAGAGGGAAGGUAAAAUUCUAAGAGGGAAGUGAUCAGCCAAAUAAAGAUAAUUUAGAGUUUGGAUGUUUUACACAAAGCAGACACUUGCAAAGAUUGUUGCACUCUGUUGGAAGAAGACAUUCACUUGUUUGACCACAAGGGGGCACAAUGAGACUGAGUGUGAAGUGGAGUUGACAACCACAUAUCCACCAAUUUCACUGAAACAACUGUGACAACAAAAAGGUUGAAGGUGAGGACAAAAUUAUUUUUUAAGUCUCAAAGGGCAGACUGAACUUGGUAGCUGCUCUGUGUCUGCAUACUGUAUGUUUUUUGGGGUUCUUAUUUCGGACAUUUCUCUUCAAAUAGAAACUAAUUUUAUUUUUGAGCCACUGGAGCGGGUUAUCUGUGGUAUUCUUCACCAAAGGCUUAUCAGUAGGUGACAGCAUUGUCUUCUAUUAAUGAGUCAGUGAGCCGAUAUUCACUCACAACAGUGAGGCACUCCACUACACAUUGAAAUGUACAAAAAAAAUCUCCUUGAGCUGUAGGCACUGGCCAGUAUAUGGAAUACAGAAACAUAGGAACAAGACCUGGACUUAAAAACACUGUAACUGUUAUAUCUUGGGUCACAGAGUACCACUGGCAUGUAAAUGUAAAUGCAAGUAUACAUGUACGGAGAUACCUCUUAAGGUUUUAAAGAGCCGAUAGUUUAAUAUUGGUGCUUCAUUUUAUUUAAUUUUUUAAACUUAUUUCCUGUUUCACAGUGAUGUAUGCAUCUUAAGUAAUACACAGAUGAGAAACGUAUAUAAUUACACACACAUAUGCAUGUGCCAAACCCAUCAGUAAUGUUGAAUACAUUAGAUUAACAGUCACAGUCAAUGUGUGCUGAAUACGUUUAAAAUAUUAAAGGAGGAAAAGAUGGCAAGAUGUUUAUUUGAAUACAAGAAAAUGAACACAAGACUGAUUUCUACAUGUAAGAAUGAAUUAAAAAACAAACACAGAGAUAUGAUUUAUAUUGUUAGAUACUUCUUGUUUUUUACAUGGUAGUGAAACAAUUUUCAACUUACCAUAUUUUAUAAUUUUCUCAUAAUUUGCUUAUUGUAAAUACCCUGAAAUUAGAAAGUAAUAUUACAGAAUUACUCGAAAUGUCAAAAAUCAAUUCACAGCCUUAGCACCGGUUUUAAGUAAUGGUUAUGAAUGAUCUAUGCUGAUCUCUGUAAUUGCUGGUAAAAUGUGCUGUGAAAAACGUGUCAGUUCACUUGUAUCUAUUCAUGACUUUUUAACUUUUUUUUUCUGUUUUUAGCUUGUUUACAUAAGCAGGGUUUUGGGUUAAAGAAAUCCUGACUGGCAUAGUACCUCCACAACACAACACAAUGUAUUUGUAUAUUAUUUUAGCAUGUCAUUUGUGAUUUGAAAAUACAUUUUGACUGAAAAGAUUGUAUAUCCACUUUUUAUGCCGUUGAGUCACGAGCCACAAAACUGCAUUUGUCCUUUUCAGCCAAGAACUGCAAAACUCUUCAUCACUGUCUUCUGUAUGAGGUGUAUUUAGCAGGCGCAUAUUUAAGAGAAGAGCUUUCUUCCUGUCAGGAUUUGCAUUGUUCUGCUUCACAGUUAAUUAAGACACACUGUAAGUACUGCAUUUGAAUCGAUUUAGGCAAUUUCUGGCAGGCUAGUUAUGAAUUUUCUGCUGUUGAUACGAUGGAUGCUGAACAUGUGUUCUCGAAGAUGUGCUGAGGGCUGUUGUGCUGUGUCUUGUUUAUAAAAUCAAACGUCCACCUCGCUUAAAACGCACACAAAGAGAAAAGCAGAAGUAGGAUAGAGGCAUUAUCAAUGGUGCUCUUUUUGGUGUAAUUAAAGGUGCAUUUAAUUUUC